Hermetia illucens (black soldier fly) is the source of this 1172-nucleotide messenger RNA. RefSeq lists its product as uncharacterized. The coding region runs from base 486 to 1061 and encodes 191 amino acids. The transcript has 4 exons. The record is from RefSeq and is a predicted model, not a curated record. Lineage: Eukaryota; Metazoa; Arthropoda; Insecta; Diptera; Stratiomyidae.
ACGAUAACUGAUCAUAACUUAGAUACAAAAUUCAAUUUCCAGCACAGAUAUGAAAUGCAUACUGUCGCUGUUCCAAUACUGUUAGCAAAAAUGUUAUGUACAAGGAAUCAAGCGUAAAUAGAUAGUUCAACCCUGAACGUUCCAUCUUCUACCGUAUUAAGGAUUAUACCUUUUCUGAAGUUUAGACAUUGUCAUUUUCCAAGAUUCGACAACCAAUUUGAUUUUGCCCCCUUUCAGUUGAAGGGUAAAAUGACCUACGAAAAUUUACUCAAGUUUAAAAAUUCCGCGCUAGGGAUUUUCCCGGUUAGCGCUUUCCCGGAAAAAUCAAUAAAAUUCUGUCAAGCUGACAUCGAACCGAGUGCAUUGUGUGAAAUAUUCAUAUUGGAAACCAUCUGGAGAAUAUUUGGGUACUUUGCGUUAUCGUGCACAAAUGGAAGACAGCGGAAUCGAGAGUGAAGAUAAAUUUAGUGCAAUUAACGGUAGUUAUGACGAUGCGAGAGGACAUUUUCCAGGCGAAGAAUGAGGAAGGACGGGAAUCUGUGGAGGAUGAUGGACAGUCGGCCAAUAACAAUAGCCUUAAGGUGGCUUUUAAGGGAACCAUGAAUGACGAUGGACCCAGUUCCAGGUGCCAGACGCUUCCAGAAGUGCAAAAUAUUCAAAUGAGUACUUGCAAGAUCCUUCAGAGGAAAUUGGAGUUGAAAGUCGAACGUGCCAAGAAAAAUUACAGUCAACUACAGGAAGAAAAUGCGAAAAAGGCGAAGCCGUCGAAUCUGAUACCAAUUGAUAGGCUACAGAUACCGGGCUAUGCCGAGAACCAGCCAUUGGUAGAUUACAAAUCGGAAAGCGACGACGGAGAAGAGGUAUCAUUUUUUCCGUCAAAAUUAAAAUCGGCAAAGAAGCAAGACUUAACUGACACGUUCAGUAUUCAAGAAAUGACAAUAGAAUCGGAUAAUACAGACGAUAGCGAGUCACAAAAUUUGGAAUUAUUACCGCCAUCAUCGAAUAGUAAAUUUUUAGAUAGGCUUUUAAGUUGUUUCUAUUGUAGCGACGGCAACACAUAGAGCUGUCGUGGCUACUGUAAAACGUGAUAAAAAUUCCGAAUUCCAUUUAAGAAUAAUGUGACAAAAUCACUGUGAAUGCGCAAAAUAAAAUAAAAUGCCCUCAUAUUUAAA